Priceomyces carsonii is the source of this 2202-nucleotide messenger RNA. RefSeq lists its product as uncharacterized. Lineage: Eukaryota; Fungi; Ascomycota; Pichiomycetes; Serinales; Debaryomycetaceae. Gene Ontology annotation, biological process: response to starvation; autophagy. Gene Ontology annotation, molecular function: protein binding. The record is from RefSeq and is a predicted model, not a curated record. The coding region runs from base 1 to 2202 and encodes 733 amino acids. The transcript is spliced from 2 exons. Gene Ontology annotation, cellular component: cytoplasm.
AUGACUACUUUCGACAAUGAACAAAUAAAACUAAGCAAAGUUCAUACUAAACCGAGGAAAGGCUACAAGUUAGGGACUGCUACUGCCACCUUGAAGAAACUAAGAGCAGCGGCAUCCUCAUCUUCCAACGGAGUGGGAGUCAAUGUAUCUUCGACUAAGACAAGCUCUGAAGCAUCCAUUACCUCCGAAGGACAGAAAAAAAUAUAUGAUAACGGGGAAAAUGGGGAACUAAUCAUCUUAUUUUGUGAAUCCAACAAAGUUGAGGUUUGGGACUGGUAUCCGCCUUCACUGGAAACAAAGGUUGAUGGAGACACCAUGUAUCUUCAUGCUCAGGUAGAAUUAUUCAACAAUUUAAACGAGCAACAAGAAGAAGAAAGCCCAUUCGAAACAAAAGAUAUUCUAUCGUUCAAUUUCGUUCGUGGCGCUUUGAAAACGGGCAUGACGUUCUUGCUCAUCUACCGACUUCUGGGAACUACUGUUUGCGAGGUCCAUUCGAUAACACACUCUUUUGGGAUAUCUCUUGUUUCCCAAAAAAUAUAUCUCCCAAGUUAUCUUUGUACGUCGGCUUCUGACCCUGAUAAAUUGAUGAACUUUACAGUCAAACUUAGCAGCCGAGUUAUAGCGAUUGCCAACGAAGAAGGUUUCAUAUAUGUUUUUAGGUAUCAUGAGAUUCAAAACAAGUAUUUGCCUGCAAACCACGAUUUCAAUUUAGGGGGUUUAAAAAAAGUAUCAUCGCAACCGAUAAUAAGCAAGCAUAAUUUGGUUUCAAAAGUUGGAGAUGAGGAACUAUUACUUCAGACAAGUUGUUUAAAUGGAAUCCCCAUAUUUGAUGUCGUAGGCAAUUGGCUAGCCUAUUCUCCUGUCAAAUCAGAAUAUGAGCACAUAAAAACAAUUAAAAUCCCAAAAUCAGCUGAAGUAGAGGAUUUUGAUCCAAUACUAACAACAGAACAGGAUCAAACUUCGAAAAAAGUGUCUAUGUUUACUCCUGUUAAACUACCCCCGCCAGGUCCUUUACUAAAUAGGGUGCUAUCAACAUUAUCUAACACGGCACUUGAUAGCUUAUUCAAGCUAUCUGAAGUCAGUUCAUGCAAAGUGAGAGCAUACUUGAAUCGAGAUACACAAGAACCAAGAAAUGACAAAGAUAUGGCUCAAUCGCUAAAUUCAUUUGGAAAAGCGCUAAGUAAACUCAUAUAUUCGACUGCUUCUACAACGGCAUCUACUAUUCAAAAAAGCACUAGAAAUUUGACGGCUAAUGAUAAUCAACUAAUUAAAAUUAUUGAUUUGAUGAAUGAUGAAGUAAUGACGACGUUCAAACCUCAAGGAGGUGUUUCUUGCGUAUCACUUUCGCGUUAUGACUUACAACUAGUCCAUGCGAGUUUGCGAGGGGACCAUCUAUUUAUGUGGGAUCUAUGCAAGUUGCCUCGUGAAAUAGCUUUUGUUGGAAAAUUCACGAGAGGUAAAACGUCCGCUAUAAUUGAAAACAUAUUCUGGUUUAUGAACACGAUAGAUAAUGCUACUUCAGGAAUAAAUUCUGGGUUUGGAUGUACCACCAAAUCUACAGGAACUGUUCAUUGGUUUAACAUCAACUAUUUAUCUGGUAACUGUUCCAACAAUUACCCGAAGACAUUGGGCAAAGAAGAUUUUAGCGAAAACGUUAGUGAAAAGUUCUUAGAUUCAUGGAUUUUACCAUCAUUGGGUGCCGUUAAAUUCUUGAAGUUACCAUUAGUUUCAAAUGCAGAUAAAAUUACAAACAAUAGCUAUUCUUUGAAUCAAUUAGGAAUAAUAGACGAUGAAGGAAAACUAAAACUUAUCUCAAAUUUGAACGGUAAUUCUUCAUACCAAUAUAAAUUACCCCAGUCUCCAGUGAACAGAAUAGCAAUUCCUCUUUUCAACCCCCUUCGACCGGAAAAAAUAUCUGACAUUGAUGUCAAUUAUUUAUCUCAAGCAGAAAUUGAGACUUGCAGUCCCUACAUGAAUUUGGCAAGAAAUCAAAACGUUACAUUUGCAGUGUUUAAAUUUAAAGAUAGUGAAAAAACAGAUUUCGAUAAUCUUACAAACUCCUACUCUGAAUUCGGUCAUAGUAUCCCAACAAAGAAACUUAAUUUUCACCGCGACCAAGAUGAUGCUACCCAAAAUGUCACAGAUCCAGAUAUACUUGACAAAUUAAUCAAUGGCUUAACAAUUGACCAAGGCGAAUUUUAA